This is a messenger RNA of Gekko japonicus, 438 nucleotides long. RefSeq names its product matrix-remodeling-associated protein 8-like. Gene Ontology annotation, biological process: cell adhesion; establishment of glial blood-brain barrier. The transcript has a single exon. The record is from RefSeq and is a predicted model, not a curated record. The annotation marks the transcript as partial. Gene Ontology annotation, cellular component: cell surface; membrane. NCBI's taxonomy places the organism in Eukaryota, Metazoa, Chordata, Lepidosauria, Squamata, Gekkonidae.
AUGUCUCCCUUCCGUGUGGUUUUUGCAGUGAGAGGAGUAAAGAAGUAUUGGGACGGUGAGAAGGCGGUGAUCGUGGCCUUGAAUGGAAGCAGUGUGGAGCUCCCCUGUAUCAACCGGAACCACAUCUGGACGGAUCGGUUCGACGAGGAGGAUCAGCAAGUUGUGCACUGGGACCGGCAGCCGCCAGGCGUGCCUCACGACCGGGCCGAUCGCCUCAUUGACUUGUACGCCUCCGGAGAGAGGCGCUCCUAUGGCCCUCUCUUCAUCCGGCAGAAGAUGGAUAUCUCCGAAAGGGCCUUCAGGCAGGGCGACUUCUCCCUGAAGAUAUCCGGCUUGGAGGCCGCGGACAAGGGUACCUACUCCUGCCACCUCCACCACCACUACUGUGGCCUUCACGAGCGGCGUAUCUUCCAGGUGUCCGUCGCGGAGCCAGAACCG